AUGAAGACAGAGAAACACACGUCCUGGGAAAGUCUAGAGGAUCUCACAGGCUCUAUCAUGACCUCAUCGCUUGUACCAUUCGCGCUGUCGGGCAAGCCGUGCAUCUCACACCGUGGUCAAUGGUACAUCGAUGGCGCCUUUACCAACUUCAAAGGCGUCGACUGCGACGAGUACUCGACCUUUGCCGACUUAUCCUUUCACAUAGCACAAACCGUGCUGCAGUCUGUACGAUCUGCCUCCACGGCGUUGGUGGGGUAUCUGAUCCCUGGUACCUGGGCAUUGCCAAGCGCUGAUGGCUCUGCUGCCACUCAAGAACGCUCCCCACGCGCCGUAGCUGCGCGUCUUACAUUCAAGCGAUGUGGUAAUGAGCUCACAUACUGCCCAUCAACUGGACAUCAGUCUCUGUGCUCUCGUGACGAGCGCUUCAAUUUUCAGCCUAUCGUUGCAACAUUGUUACAGCGCUCGACUGCCUCGAUCAAUGCGACCCCAGCUCAGCAGCAACGGCAUCGAGAGGGUGGCCUGCUGCUAUUCAAGUAG
This is a messenger RNA of Peronospora belbahrii, 537 nucleotides long. Lineage: Eukaryota; Oomycota; Peronosporomycetes; Peronosporales; Peronosporaceae. The record is from the annotation of a GenBank genome assembly.